This is a messenger RNA of Chrysoperla carnea, 453 nucleotides long. RefSeq lists its product as uncharacterized. The record is from RefSeq and is a predicted model, not a curated record. Lineage: Eukaryota; Metazoa; Arthropoda; Insecta; Neuroptera; Chrysopidae. The coding region runs from base 1 to 453 and encodes 150 amino acids. The transcript has 2 exons.
AUGGAGAUUAUCUCCGUAUGCUUUGCUGUUGCAUUCUCAACAUGCGCAAGUCUACCAGUACAAAAUGAAAAUGAAACAAAAGAAACACAAAAUAUUCAACAACAAGUAGCUGAACCAAUAAAAGAGACACCAAAAACAAAACGUGGAUUAUUCGGUGCGUCUGUAUUACAUGCACCAUUAAUUCAUGCACCAAUUGCUGCACCCAUUCUUCAUGCACCAAUAGCUGCACCAAUUUUACCAGCUCGACUUGCUACAUCAUAUUCAAGUGUUUCAAUUAGACAUUCACCCAUAAUCCACGCAGCACCAACUAUUUUGCAUGCACCAUUAACAACAUACCAUGCACCAGUAUUGCAUGCUGCACCAUUAUUACACUCUGCACCAUUAUACCAUGCACCCAUUUUACAUGCACCAUUAUUACAUCCUCCAUUAUUGCACUCAGCAAUCCAUUUAUAA